Messenger RNA from Mucor velutinosus, 543 nucleotides. RefSeq lists its product as uncharacterized. NCBI's taxonomy places the organism in Eukaryota, Fungi, Mucoromycota, Mucoromycetes, Mucorales, Mucoraceae. The record is from RefSeq and is a predicted model, not a curated record. The coding region runs from base 1 to 543 and encodes 180 amino acids. Gene Ontology annotation, biological process: intracellular protein transport; protein localization to Golgi membrane; vesicle-mediated transport. Gene Ontology annotation, molecular function: GTP binding; GTPase activity. The transcript is spliced from 7 exons. Gene Ontology annotation, cellular component: trans-Golgi network; cytoplasm.
AUGGGCAUCUUGUUUAGUAAUUUAUGGAAUAAACUGUUCUCCAAGACUCAAGUUAAGCUCAUCAUUGUGGGCUUGGAUAAUGCAGGCAAAACGACGAUUCUGUACAAACUGCUCAUGAACCAGAUAGUUACCACCACACCGACUAUUGGAAGUAACGUGGAAGAGGUUGAAUACAAGAAUCUAAAGUUUGUUAUGUGGGAUAUAGGCGGUCAAGAAUCCCUUCGAAGCACAUGGAAGACCUACUAUAUCGAUACAAAGGCUGUGAUUAUGGUGAUUGAUAGUACGGAUGUUAAUCGACUUCAUUUGGCGGAACAAGAACUGCAUCAAAUGAUGGAGAGCGAUCAAUUACAAAAUGCCAGUUUACUCGUAUUUGCAAACAAGCAAGAUGUGAAGGGUUCAUUGGGUGCAGCAAAGAUCUCAGAGGCGUUAGGACUCAGUAAAUUAAAAGAUAGACAAUGGCACAUUCAGGCUUGUUCUGCAUUGACAGGAGAGGGGCUGUAUGAAGGAUUGGAUUGGGUCGUAUUACAGAUUGCAGGAUCAUAA